Messenger RNA from Aspergillus nidulans FGSC A4, 1045 nucleotides. RefSeq names its product SANT/Myb-like DNA-binding domain-containing protein. Lineage: Eukaryota; Fungi; Ascomycota; Eurotiomycetes; Eurotiales; Aspergillaceae. Gene Ontology annotation, cellular component: nucleus. The transcript is spliced from 2 exons. Gene Ontology annotation, molecular function: DNA binding. Gene Ontology annotation, biological process: DNA-templated transcription; regulation of DNA-templated transcription. Bases 47 to 1045 code for a protein of 332 amino acids. The record is from RefSeq and is a predicted model, not a curated record.
GGCUCGGUAGCCUGCCGGGGCUUCUAGGCUCUAGCAGCACCGAUGUAUGUCCGCGACGCUGGCGGAUCCGUAUCGAGACUAUGCCAUUGACUAUACUCAACAUGCCACCUGCAAGCCUGAGGAACAUGAAGGCACGCUCGUAUAUCAUUCCCAACAGCCACAUAUUCAGCACACGAAACAGACAGACACAUCUUUCACUUCCGGAAACUCGCACGGCGCAGCAUUCGAGCAGCACCAUGCGAAUGCGACCGUACUCCCAACGGCAACACCACAAACUGCAGUCCCUGAUAUUUCACAGGCAGUCGUCCUCAACCAAGCUCAGAUGCUCCCCCGUCAGCUUCCGGUGCAGUACGCGACUGCCAACUAUGACAUUGCGUCCUCUGUCCAGCGCGGCAAGAAACGGCCUCAUUCCGAAACUGACCCUGAGAGUGGUAACACAGACCAUGGAAUCAGACAGUUGCCAGUCCUCCCACCAGAUGCUCCUUCCGAACCAACCCAUUCUCCCGAAUUACUUUUCUCCGUACAUGGAGAAUCUGCGCAGCACCAUCACCCCAUGCAAACCCACGGGUUUGGGCCAACCGACCCAAUGUCCUUACCGCAACAUCAUCACCACCACCAUCUCCCGCCCCAUGCGUCGCUACGAACAGCCGAGCGCCAGGGUAUAAAUGUUGAGACCUCACCUCUGGCAUCUGGCCCACCGAGCGUCGUGGGUCAGCCGGGCAUGCCUGAUCCAGCGCCUCGACCGCGAGGGCCCAAACUCAAGUUUACCCCAGAGGAGGAUGCGUUGCUAGUCGAACUGAAAGAAAACAAAAAUUUGACUUGGAAGCAAAUAGCCGAUUUCUUUCCCGGCCGGACUAGCGGGACCUUGCAGGUCCGCUAUUGUACCAAACUUAAGGCAAAGGAUGUGGCCUGGAGUGACGAAAUGGUACAACGUCUACGGCGGGCUAUCCAAGAAUACGAAAAUGAUCGUUGGCGUAUAAUCGCUGGAAAGGUGGGUAAUGGAUUCACACCAGCAGCCUGUCGAGAAAAGGCAACACAGCUUUAA